Messenger RNA from Parasteatoda tepidariorum (common house spider), 631 nucleotides. The record is from RefSeq and is a predicted model, not a curated record. NCBI's taxonomy places the organism in Eukaryota, Metazoa, Arthropoda, Arachnida, Araneae, Theridiidae.
AUGACAUCUUUUUAUAAGCAAGCAGCUAACGCUGAGAUUGCAUAUAUAUCCGGAUCUCAGUACUUGGUUGUAUCUGUAUUUGCUCCACCCAUCAGUUUCGCAGCGGAUUCUUUGAGGUCUAGUAAAGAUUUUCAUAUCACCUCAAUUAGGAAGAUGAUGAAUAGUAUUGGUUUUUUUGGAUCAGGUUUGUGUGCUAUAGCCAUAGCGAUAGUUGGUUGUAAACGCAUGAUGGCAGUGUUAUUCGUGUUGUUAUGGUUUGCUUUAAAUUCUUGUGUGUACUCUGGAUUUAUGGUGAAUCACAUUGACUUAAGUCCACAGUUUGCUGGUACCAUUUUUGGCAUUACAAAUACAUUUGCAACAAUUGCUGGAUCUGCCGCUUCUGCAGCAGCAAACGCUAUCCUGAGCAAAGGACAAACAUUAGCGAACUGGGAUCUCCUAUUUUUUAUCGCAGCCAUUAUACAACUCUUCACUGGUUUCAUAUACGUCAUAUUUGCCUCAGCAGAACAACAAAUAUGGACUGAAAUGGAAAUUGUUGAAACAGAACUAAGAGAACAAUCUGACACCAGAGAUAUUAUUCAAAAAGGCGGAGGACUUUAGCGAAUGGAAAAACCACGAAAAUUAGCAUGAUAAU